CGGGGGAGCCGGGGGAGCCGGGGGAGCCGGGGGAGCCGGGGGAGCCGGGGACUUUGUUGAACCUCGCUUUGGCCUGGAGCACUCCUUGCUCCAAAGCACCGCUGACUUUGGAGAGAUCAAUUUGCAAUUGCAGAGCCUUCCGCUUGAUGUGCCACCACCACCAAAGCCUCCACCUGCUCUUACUGGCCUGGAAGCGAAGAGCUUGUACAGCCUUGGUGGCAGAGGACAUCUGCCAGAGACCCUGCAAUUUGCACCAACUGAGCAGACUUUCAAGGAGAAGCCUGCAGUAAGAUCGCCCACGUUUAGUCUGGAUGAGUACGAGGAUUGGGAAUACAAAGCUAAGAAGUUCUUCAACGAGAGUGCGUUUCCGAGCCGUGCCACAAGCCAUGUGAGCCAUGCGAGCCAUGCUCCGAGCCAUGCUCCGAGCCAUGCUCCGAGCCAUGCUCCGAGCCAUGCUCCGAGCCAUACAAAUCUUGAGGCUUGGGCAGUUCCAUUUGGAGGCCUCGAUGCCAUAGCUGCAGAUGUGCCAUUUGAUGGAAAAGUUGACCAACUGGAAGCCAGGCUUUUCCAGGAUUGGCAGCUGCAUGCGAAGGAGGCUCUGAUCAACGAGACGCUCGAGGACAUCAACUUUGUCCAGGAAAGCUAUGACGCAGCUGAAAGAGAUUUGGAAUGGCGAAAGGCCACAACGGUGUCAAAGCGGCAAGAGAUUGAAGCACGCCAAGCAGAGAUGGCGGUUUUUCAGAAAAGGGUCAUGCGUCAAGAGCAGGAAAUCGUGACGGACGAGGAGCAUGUGCGCUGCAGAGAGGCACAGCUUGACUCAGAUGCGCAGCACCUGAAGAGGUGCGAGGGCGCAUUGAAGUCUGAAGCAAAACGCAUUAAGCAAAGGCGAGACGACCUGGAAAACAGCGAGCCUAUGCUCCGGAGAAAGGAGGAGGAGUUGGCGCGCAUGCAGGAGGAAUUGUCGAAGCUGGAGAAAGAAGUUUCAGAAGCCGAGCAAGAAAUCCAGCACAGGAGCGCUGACAUUGCAUCAGCGGAGGCGCAAUUGAGGCGUCGCAGAGCCGAGCUUACCUCGCGUCAUGCAGAAGUGGCCGGUGAUAGACGUGUGCUUCACAAUCGCGAGACUGAGAUAGAAGACCGACAAAGCACACUCAAUGCUCAGCGGGGAUCAGCGCAUCCAUCGCAAGCGCAUCCAAUGUCGCAGACAGCACAGGCACCCCAGGCAUUGCAGGCGCCACAGGCAGAAGUGAUGGCACAGGUGCCACAAAUGCAGGCACCGCCGAUGCAAGCGCCGAUGCAGAUGCCAAUGCAGAUGCCAAUGCAGGCACCAAUGCAGGCACCCAUGCAGGCACCCAUGCCAAUGCCGGUUCCAAUGCCACAGCCUGCUUCAGCACCCGAUCCAGUGCAGCAGAAUUUGGCGUUGCAACUCCAACAAACUCAGCAAAUGUUGCAGAUGCAGCAAAUGCAACAGCUGCAGAGGUUUCUGAAGGCUUCAAGUCCUGAAUCAGACGAGUCAGGAAAGGAAAAGGGAAAGGAAAAGGAGCAAGAAACCAAGUUGCAAGCACUGGAGGAGAGCAUCCUUUCCAGAAUCGGGGCACUGCAAAAGCAGGAAGCUGCUUUGAACGCAGUCAUGGGCGCAGCCGCACAGGCAGCAAAGGAAACGCAAGAGGCUACUGCUGCUAUUGUGAGCCAGAGCACACAGGCUGCAAAAGAGACGGCUGCUGCAAUGAUGGCCCAAAGCUCGGAAGCAGUUCGGCUGGCAAUGCGUGAUAUGUCCGAAUCACUGGCCGCAAGGGAACGAGAAGCUGUUGAGGCCAUGAGGGUCAAAGUCAGACGCAAGCGGGAUAUCCGUGUGGAUUCGCCAGAGAUUCCAAAAGUGCUGGAUCUUCCUGCCUCUGAGCCAGCCGGGACCAGGGGUAGUCAGACCCUCGCUGUUCAGCCUCAACCUCAGCCUGUGCAACCCACACCCGUUGAGACCUAUCAGCCUAGUCAACCUAGUGCGACCCCCGGCCGGGCCAGCCACGGCAUGCCAGCUGAACCCGACAGCGAGCUGAUCGAGCCACACAUUGCCAGUCAGGAACCUCAUGUGGCAGACUCGGCUCAGGCUCUUCCGGAGCUUCCCGAAGCCUUGUUUGCACCUCUUGAAAGUCUUGAAGACCCUCCAAUUCAACUUGAAGCAGAGAUCAGGAGAAGCAUAGGCCAAGCUGUUCAAGGCGUUCAAGUCGUUCAAGGCGUUCAAGGAGUUCAAGCUCGCGAAGCGUUGAGAUUUGACAGGGACAGUCAUCAGCUCCGCCCGCUCGGAGUCCGCAAAGCGGCCUUGCGGCCUGGCUGGGGAGCAGAGGAUGCAGCGACAGUCGCAUCAGCUGCUGCGCUUUUGCGAGGAGAGCAGCUGCAAAGGAGUGACUCGGAGGGGGAGCACUGGCGCGUGGGUGAAAGUGACAGCGACGAGUCUUUCCCCAGUGAGAUAUGUAAGAUGGAUGAGCUCAGAGAGCGUCAAUUUAGCAGGACCAGCAUUCUGGAUUAUGGAGCAUCAGGCGAGGCCGUGCAAGAGUACUUAGAUGACCGGCCUGCGCUCGCGUGGGAAGUAGAUCUUAGCGAUUGGCCGAGGACUCCUCAAAAAUUGCAAGGAUCGCUGGCCGAAGCUGGUAGGAAGCGGAUGCUCAAAGCUCAAGAGGCUGCAAAGCGAUCAGUGGACUCACCACGCACGCAGCCGCAAGCUCCGCAGCCGGAGAAAUCCAAGGCCUCCAAGGCGUCCAAGGCCUCCAAGGACUCCAAGGACUCCAAGGACUCCAAGGACUCCAAGGACUCCAAGGACUCCAAGCAUGAAGGCCCAAGGUCGGGCAGAUCCUCGGCCUGGGAGAUCGAUAUGUCAGAUUUGCAAAAGCCAAAGCCGCAGCAAAGGCUGGCAAAACCGAAGCCACAUGCAAAGCAGGCCAAGUUGCAAGCAAAGCCGCAUGCAAAGCCACAUGAGACGAGACCGGGGUCCCGCGCAAAGGACAAGGGAUUGGGGGAAUAUUUGCCAAAGAAAUCUGCAAGUUCGAGUUCCAGGAGCUCAACACCAAAGAGAGCUGCAGAGACCCGCAAACCAAGUCCAAGGAGGCUGAGUGGUUUACAUCUUUGUGACGGCGCUGCCACUCCUGACAUUUGAAUUGAUUUCACCCUGGGCUUGAGCUCAGAGCGCAGCUAAUGACACCGCGUGGUAGUCGGCGACUUAAUGUUUGUUUUGAACGUUAGAUGUCCUCAAUUCUUUGAGUCAUGCCGCAAUGCCAUGCUUUGCUCUGAGCGUGCUUCGGCUUUUCCACGCUUAGCCA
Molecule: messenger RNA, 3308 nt
Organism: Effrenium voratum
Lineage: Eukaryota; Dinophyceae; Suessiales; Symbiodiniaceae
Source: the annotation of a GenBank genome assembly